Molecule: messenger RNA, 1238 nt
Organism: Aricia agestis (brown argus)
Lineage: Eukaryota; Metazoa; Arthropoda; Insecta; Lepidoptera; Lycaenidae
Exons: 3
Coding region: 161-514 (117 amino acids)
Source: RefSeq, a predicted model, not a curated record
AUGUGUGGCGUCCUGUGUGUCUAUCAUUCUUUUUGAUAAUUCAUAAAAUCUGUAUUUCUUGUUUUGUUAUUGUUUAGAAUAAUUGCUACAAUUAUAUUUAAAAGUAGUAUUUAUUUAUUAUUAGGAGUGCGCUUUUUGACGAAACAUCUCUUUAACAAAUAUGGACAGAAAUAAUAUUAGAUCUAAUUAUGUCAACAACGGGCCUCGGUCUCUGCCUCACAUGGGUAACAAAAGACACAACGGCAAUCACAAUGGCUCUCGACUGAGUCCCCCUGCACAAAUGCCUGCCACCAACACAAAUAAUAAUAAUAACCAACAUGAUGAUCUCAUUAAUUAUAUAUUUGAAUCUUGGAAUAAGGUGACCCGCGAACUAGACCGAGGUAGUGAAGACGCGAAAUACUAUCAGGAAGUGCUGGCUCCGCAUCAGCUUGCCAACUUUAGACCAUUCAAUCUCGAAGAGUACUGGGGUCGCCGCGUAGUACAGAGUGUCUCUCGUAAUAAGCACCGGUCUUAGUCUAUUAAUAAAAUAAUAAUAAUAACUCAUUGUUACCAUACUUAUCGAUCCCAUUUGACCCCAAAUUAAUAGAUUGCUCAGUGUUCAAUAUGUAGUGUUGUAUGAAAUUUCAUAUACCAGUAAAUAGUAUUUAGUACAAAGUUUGUGCGUGCAUAAUUAUAAUUGCUAACAAUAUCCUUAUGAAAUAUGAAUUCCAGAUAAUCCAGAUAUACACAUAAUUAUAUGUAUCCACAAAAUGAAUUUACUGUAUAAUAAAGGAGACUUAAGGUAAUAUAUUAUAUAAUAACUUAAUAAAACAAUCAUCUGUCUUGCACAAAAUUUGUCACUGCUUGGUACAGUAAUAUGGAUUAACUUUGUCAUUUAAUCAAGUAAAUAUUAAAAAAAAAAAUAAUUGUAAUUUAUGUUUGCAGAUUAUAAUAAUACAAAGAUUAUAAUUAUAGAUAGGCUGUUUAAAUAUUAGACCAGUAGAUAUGUAGUAACAGUGGGUUAUUAUUAGUUGUAAUUUUGAUUUAGGAAUUUGACAUUACUAUGGCAUUUAAGUUGCAAAUUCUGUUGAAUCAUUUUUAGAGCUAUUCCAUACCCAGUUCCAUCUAUGUAACACAGUUAAAAUGGUAACCAGCAGUCCUGGCAUGGCCACAGUAGAAAUGCCAAAGUAUAGAAACACAGCGGAGAUAAACUGAAGGUACCGUUCCUAUCUUUAUCGCGGCUAACCGCGACCGACAAA